This is a messenger RNA of Racocetra fulgida, 269 nucleotides long. Lineage: Eukaryota; Fungi; Glomeromycota; Glomeromycetes; Diversisporales; Gigasporaceae. The record is from the annotation of a GenBank genome assembly.
UUAGAAAAGAAACAAGAAAAGUCUAAUAUUCUAUCACGAAGAGUAGAUUACCAGCCUUUAUAUUGUGAUAAAAUGGUAACUCAACAACACACUACACUAUUGAAAGCUAAAAAUUUUCAUUUAUGUGCCAUGCUUGUGAUUCUGAUUGAUACAUCUUUAAGAGAUCGCAUUCAAGAAUGGAUUGUAAUAGAUCCUUUAGCUCAAAAUAUCAUCAAUUAUUUAAUAAGCCCUACAGAUGAUGACACAACUAACCACUUUGAUUAUUACAA